UAUUUGUUUAAUGUUUUGGAUUAUUGUUGGGGUCUUAAUUGCUGUUAUGUUAAUAAUUUCAAUUCUUACGGCAAUUUAUUUUAAUAAAAAUGAUAAAUCUAAGAAUGAUAAGGAAAAAGUUAAGGGAGGAGGAAUUGAAAUGGGAGAAGAAGAGGCUGGAGGAAAUAGUAACAUAAUAAUCGAAGAAGAGUCAGAAGGAUAUCAGAAUUUGAAUGGAGAGGAUUUGGAUGGAGGAAAUUUGGAUAAAGAAGAUUGCAAAGAAAUGGAAGAAGAGGCUGAAGGAAAUAAUUUAAUAAUUGAAGAAGAGGCGGAAGGAUAUCAGAAUUUGGGUGGAGGAGAUUUGGAUAAAGAAGAUUUCAAAAUGGGAGAAGAGGCUGAGGGAAAUAGUAACUUAAUAAUCGAAGAAGUGGCUGAAGGAUAUCAGAAUUUGGAUGGAGGAGAUUUGGAUGAAGAUGAUUUCAAAAAAAUAGAUGAAAAAGAUUUUAAUUUAAAAAGUGGAGAUAAUAAAUUGUUGAAACUUAAUUCAAUCAAAAUUGAUUGCCAAUGGAAAGUUGCAAAUUCAGACAAACCAGUUGUCUUCACAGAUGAACAAAAGAUGAGAGUGGCCUACCAUGAAGGUGGCCAUUCUGUACUUGCACGUCUACUAAAGAUAAACUUUCCAGUCACAAAAGUAUCAGUAAUUCCUGCACUUGAUUACCAUGGCAUCACAUUAUUUGGUGAGGAAAGAAUUCUGGAAGUUUUUCAAGAUUUAGACGACAAACUUGAGAUUAUGUAUGCAGGCGCUGCAUCUGAAGAACAUUUUCUCAGUGGUACACAUUCAAUUGGUGUUGAAGAAUGUGGCUAUUCGGAAAAAUUGGGUCCGUUAACUGCAAAACCAAAUUCGUCUGAAUAUCUAUUACAACUUCAAGAUGAAGAGACGUAUGCUUUAACAACAAAAGCUUGGUAUAGGGCAAAAGAAUCGAUCAAAAAAUAUGAAAAGCAAAUUCAAAAGGUUGCCGACUUUUUGUUUCAACAUGGAGAGCUCGAUUCUUCAAAACUUCAAAACAUUAUUGACUCUACGCCGAUCAAUGACGCCCAACAAUAA
Messenger RNA from Meloidogyne enterolobii, 1084 nucleotides. The record is from the annotation of a GenBank genome assembly. Lineage: Eukaryota; Metazoa; Nematoda; Chromadorea; Rhabditida; Meloidogynidae.